Messenger RNA from Tachysurus fulvidraco (yellow catfish), 4153 nucleotides. RefSeq names its product PHD finger protein 1 (gene phf1). Gene Ontology annotation, cellular component: nucleus. Gene Ontology annotation, molecular function: chromatin binding; DNA binding. The transcript is spliced from 15 exons. The coding region runs from base 765 to 2282 and encodes 505 amino acids. Gene Ontology annotation, biological process: regulation of DNA-templated transcription; chromatin organization. The record is from RefSeq and is a predicted model, not a curated record. NCBI's taxonomy places the organism in Eukaryota, Metazoa, Chordata, Actinopteri, Siluriformes, Bagridae.
UUUUUUUUUGCUUAAUUAAUUGAUUCACGGGCUUAUCGUGCGUGUGUCGCGCGCAUGUGUCCAGAGUUGCAUGCACGGAUUAGAGACAAAUCCUUACAUGCAUUCUAAAUGAUUUAGUUCAUAAUUGACUUGAUUUUUCUGUAAUCUGCAUGUAGAUGAUAAUGAUGCGUUAUGACGGAGUCUGUGAGCGGAGUGCACUACAAUAGGCUGUUGCAUAAGGAUGAAUGCAUUUGAUCAUGUGUGCCACUGCAUAGCUGAUUGCCUCAGUGCAGCUGCCUCAGUGCUGAAUGAUGCUGAUCGUUCAAACACCGUCCUGUCGCCAUGCACUCUGAGCGAGAUUAGCACUUUAGCUUCCUGAAGACUUUCAGGGCACAAGUGCACAACUUUGCUACAGUUUGCUGGUUUUUCUUGCUUUCAACAAAACUUCUGCAGAAUGGCCUCAGGUGCGCUCCAACUGAAAAACUGCACACUUGUGGUUCUUGUGGUUCUUGUUUCCUGAAGUUUGUGAGUUCUUCGAGGUCCCGUUUUUUUCAACAGGGGGUUCAGAUCUGUGCUCUGAGUGCGAAACAGCGUUCUCUAAGAACAAACCUCAGAAAGGAGAGUUCUGAAGACUAAAUAAAAUCUCGUCUUCACGUGUCUUUCAUCAAUAAUUGAUCUUUUCUCACAGCACUGCUGAAUUCUGGAUGGUGAUUGAUCAGAAGAGAAGGCGUUGAUUAAUUUCCUAGAACAGCAGCUCUGGCAGUAAUACAUCUGCAAAUCACAGGAUGGGUGUGGUCACUGAAGGAGAAGACGUUUUAGCACGAUGGAGCGACGGACUUUUAUACCUCGGCAAUGUCAAAAGGGUAGACGUCGUUAAACACUGCUGCUUGGUCAGGUUCGAGGACAAUUCCGAGUUCUGGGUCCUCAGGAAAGACAUUCACUCGUUCUCAGCCAGUGGAGAGGAAGUGUGUUGUGUCUGUGAUGGUCCUCCUCUUAAAGAACCGCUCAUUAACUGUCUGAAAUGCCGCCACAGUUAUCACGCUCAGUGCCACACGCCGGCCGUGGACCCCGAGGUGGACGUGGACUCGUGGGUCUGUCGCCAGUGCGUCUUCGCCGUCGCCACCAAGAGAGGCGGAGCCUUAAAACGCGGCCGCUUUGCUCGACUCAUGCAGCUGAUGAAGCUGAGGCUGCCGUAUCAGCUUUCCACUCUGGACUGGGACGCUCAGCACCUGACCAAUCAGCAGCAGUGUUACUGCUACUGCGCCGGACCGGGAGAGUGGAACCUGAAGAUGCUGCAGUGUGGAACCUGUGGCCAGUGGUUUCACGAAGCCUGCACUCAGUGCCUGACCAAACCUCUGCUAUAUGGAGACAGGUUUUAUCACUUCCAGUGUUCGGUGUGUACGAAUGGACCCGAGACCAUUCAGAGGCUCCCCAUGACCUGGGUAGAUUUGGCCCAUUUGGUGCUGUAUCAUCUGUCCCUGUGCUGCAAGAGGAAAUACUUUGAUUUCGAUCAUGAAAUCAUGGCCUUCACCAACGAGAACUGGGAUUCUCUGCUGUUAGGCACGUUGUCAGAUACGCCUAAACAAGAUCGCUGCCACAAUCUGCUCAAUGCGUUAAAUUCCCACAAGGACAGGUUCGUCUCGGGGAAAGAGAUCAAGAAGAAAAAGUGUCUUUUUGGCCUUCAAGUGCGAGCUCCACCACCGCUGUCGUCCGAUUCCUCGCCCCUCAUCACCGAGCAGCCCAUCAGCAUCACACACCGCAAAAGCCCGCUGUCCCUGCCGUGCCAGAGACGAGUCGUGGGCUCCGAGUCUCGCAAAUCUAAGCGGCGCAUCGCUGAGACACUUCAGCAGCCGUGUCCACCUGCUAACCAGAUCAACCUGGUGCCGUGUUGUCACGGGUGUGUGAACGGUGCGAGCGUCUACAACUCCCGGAAAUCCGAGGAGGAAUUAGCGCUGGGAACGCCUCCUAAGAGAAUGUUCCCUCUGUAUCACACGACAUAUAACGGAUCUCAGGGUCUUCCUCGGACUCUGCAUCACUACAGUGCCGAGGAUCCGUGUCGACUUCCUGCUCCGUGUCUCCCGUUCUCCAUGUCGUCCAGUCACCCACCAGGGCAGAGGUUCGAGCAAUGCCCGUCUCUGUUCCUGCACGAUGUCGCCCCCUACCCCAACGGAGUGAACUUGGAAGGGCACACGGCGGCGCGAGGCUGGGGUGGAGGAGAGGCGGUCAGGAUUCUGGCCAGACGUGUGACGCCAGACGGAAAGGUCCAGUACCUGGUGGAGUGGGGAAACGUCAGCGUUUACUAAAAAGAAAAGAAAGGAAACUGUUGACGUUACAGCAGAAAAAUGACACGAAUCCACACGGAGGCUCAGCUGCCACUCGACUCUGUGGGAUUAAACUGUUAGAAAUCAUCCCUCUGUCCUUUCCACGGCGUCUCCUGUACUUCAAAUACUGUUAGAAAACACCUUUAGAAUGCCUUGAACUUUACGAUCCGAUAUCCGAUUUGUAUCCUAUAUAAUAUAAUAGAUAUAUUCAUCUAAAUUCCAUGUCUGAAGUACGGGAUCGAGAGCGUUCUCAACAUCGGUAUCUGUAACGAGAUGAAGGAAAGAAGGAAGGCGUCCUGGAGUCACUUCUCAUCAGAAGCGUUGUCAUGAUUUACCUCUUAUUAUGCAAGUUUCAUUUAAUAUGAUGGAAGAUGAGGAGGAGAGUUCAUUUAGAGCAUCUAGAAAUCAUCUGAAAUGUCCUGUAGCACUUCUCUUUUAAUCGCUUUUGUAUUCAAAUCUAUUAUUUUGGUGUUAAAUAGUUAGUAGUUUAUAUGAGUGGAUUAUAUUAAUGACACACUCUUCUGUUUUAGGUCCUUUGUGAGAAAACAGCAGAUUGACAGGAAAUGAUCAGAAAUCUGAAACCGCCGAGGUUUAAAAGCUCAGAUCGAUUAUAAACAUUUAAAGCAUUUAUUACAUGGAUUUUUAAAUAUUAUCCUCAUUUAUAUGAACUUGAAGGAUUUAAGUAUCGAAUCGUUUAUUUGUCAUUUUCUGUACGGUUACUGUAUUGUUAUUAUACGUAUAGUUCAUUUUUUUAUUUCAUUCAUUCAUUCAUUCAUCUUCUACCGCUUAUCCGAACUUCUCGGGUCACGGGGAGCCUGUGCCUAUCUCAGGCGUCAUCGGGCAUCGAGGCAGGAUACACCCUGGACGGAGUGCCAACCCAUCACAGGGCACACACACACUCUCAUUCACUCACACACUCACACACUACGGACAAUUUUCCAGAGAUGCCAAUCAACCUACCAUGCAUGUCUUUGGACCGGGGGAGGAAACCGGAGUACCCGGAGGAAACCCCCGAGGCACGGGGAGAACAUGCAAACUCCACACACACAAGGCGGAGGUGGGAAUCGAACCCCCAACACUGGAGGUGUGAGGCGAACGUGCUAACCGCUAAGCCACCGUGUCGCCCAUUUUUUAUUUUAGAUUUAUAUUUUUAUUUGAAGUUCAUCAUUUGUCUUAAAGUAUGUCAUCAUUUAAGUAGGUGAAUAUAUUUUUAAGCUUAAUUUGGAUGAUAACAAACUUGGUAAUUUUAGCAUUUUUGUUUUAUACAUAAAUUUUUUGUUGUUGUUGUUGUCUCAGUUGAUUUGUGUAUCCUGCUGUAGCUCCUGGAGAAGAAAUGCUACAUGUCAGAAUAUUUCUCCAAAAAAUGUUCCACACGUUAACUGAACUGGAUCAGGGACGUUAAACGUACAGAGACGACCGACGUUAACGUGUUAAUGUGCACAGAUCGGUUCUAGCGACAGAAUAGUUCUCUCUGAAAAGGAGAAAGAACAGAUUGUCAUAUUUUUGUCAGGUUUUUUUUUUGUGCUCGUUUUAUUUACUUUUAUUUUUUACAGUAAUAGAUUCUGGACUUCACCUGUGAAGUGUUUAAAACUCAUAGACAGAAAAAUCAAUUCAGGGUUAACUCAAGGGACAAAAACGAGUGGACUGCACCUUUCUGUUUCUUCAUUUAGUUAUUUCUACCAUUUUUCUUCCUGAUGUGUUCAGUACUGUGUACAGAUUGAUGUAAUAAUGUAAUAAAAAGUUACUCAUCGCAUCGUAGGAGGAACUGAAAUGAGUAGCUGAUCCUCAUCCACCUCCUCCAUUCGAGAUCUUUGUGAAACAAAAACAGACGUGAAGAAUAAAAACGAUUAAAA